AUGGAUAUUCAUCGUUGUCGCUUCGUGCCAUACAAUCCCCAGGCAAUCAAUGCGCUAGCAUUCUCGCAUCCUCCGGCGGCAGAUCAGGCUGGACGAGGAGUUCCGACCCUGAGACUUGCGAUUGGUCGCGCGAACGGUGACAUCGAGAUUUGGAAUCCCCUGCGAGGCGCUUGGUUUCAAGAGACGGUCUUUCGAGGAGGCAAGGAUCGCAGUAUCGAAGGGCUUGUUUGGACACUUGAUCCGGCAGAGGAUAACCCUGAUGGCAGCAACAGCAAGCUGCCUGGCAAACUGCGUCUGUUCAGUAUCGGUUAUUCGACUGCGGUCACGGAGUGGGACCUCGAGCAGGGCCGUCCUGCACGCCACUCGAGUGGAAACUAUGGAGAGAUCUGGUGUCUAGCAGCUCAGCCAAGGUGGAAAGCUACAAAAAGAGGCAAGGAUGGAAAACUUCUGCCUCCCGCAGAAGGAGAAUACACUGGGCAGCAUCUCGCUGCGGGAUGUGCGGACGGCUCGAUAGUCAUUCUAUCGACUGCCGAUUCAGAUCUCAAGUUCCUACGAAUAAUGCGUCCAUCUACGAAGCGAGCAAGAGUUCUUAGCAUCACCUUCCAGACUCGCGAUAUUAUCGUUGCCGGAUAUGCCGACAGCUCUAUCCGAUUGUUCGAUAUUCGAAACGGACAGCUGUUGAGGACUGUAUCUCUUGGUAGGGGUCCCACUGGUGGGCCAAAGGAGAUCUUAGUUUGGACGGUCAAGUGUCUGCCCGAUGGUACCAUCGUCUCGGGUGACUCGACCGGAGAAAUCCGAUUUUGGGAUGCGAAGAACUACUCCCUCAUUCAGCGUCUACAGAACCACCAGGCGGAUGUGCUGGACGUCGCUGUCAGUGCAGAUGGUGAGACCGUCAUCAGUGGAGGUGCCGAUCAGAGAACUGUUGUUUAUAGGCUGAAGGAAGGGGAGAAGGGUGACAAACGACGGAGGUGGGCAGAGGUUAUGCAUCGGCGGUAUCAUACACAUGAUGUCAAGACAUUUGCCGUGUAUGAGACCAAGGAAAUUAGCAUUGUCGUGUCCGGAGGUCCUGACGCCUCUCCUGUUGUUCUCCCAAUGAGAGAAUUCGGAAAGGAACACCAUAGGAAGCUCUCUGCCCUCCCACAAAUUCCGCAGAUCACAUCCGCUCCGUCCUCACGGUUGAUAAUGAGCUUCUGGGAUAGGGAGGUCAGCAUAUGGCGCAUGUCUCGUGGUCUUGAGUCGUUGGCCGAAGGUAUCGAUGCGCCGAAGCAUCGACUUGUUGCAAAGGUUCUGGUCCAGGGUGAAGAGAACAUCGCGUCGGCUAUGCUUUCGCCGGAUGGCAAGCUUCUUGCUGUCGCCACUAUCUCUAGCGUGAAGCUGUUCUCUGUCCGCAGACGGAAGGGUGAUGAGAGAGGGACUCUCCGCGUGCAGAAGCUAGAUCUUCCUUCCGACUUGGCAGACGAGGGGGCGCGACUUGUCUCCCUAUCAUCCGACAGCCGGUGGCUCUGUGUUGUCCGUCCUAAUAGCGAUAUCUACCUUGCUAGGAUCGUGCCAGCGGUAUCCCCGCAAGAAAAGCCCCAGGUGCUCCCUGAGCUCACCAAGGUUGAGAGAGCCCCGCGCCAUGCUCGACAUGAGAAAGCGGGACAUGGUACGCUCGGAAAUUUUGAGAGGACGAUACGAUCGGUUGCAUUCUCCGAUAACAGCAAAAUCCUUGCAGCGGGAGAUUUAUCUGGCUGCGUGGACACCUGGACGCUCACGGAUGCCACAGAAGAUGCAUCCAAGAAGCCACGGAGAGCAGAGGAAGACUCUGAUGAGGAGUCCGACGAUGAGGAUGAGCAGCCUAUUAUUGAGGGUCAACGUUGGCAACUUGCAUCCCUGGAGUCGCCGAUACCUCGUCUACAAUCAGGAAUCAUCCUGCUCUCCUUCCGCCCCCAGGCUGAUGCGAAAACGAAGUUGCUUACAAACGGAUCUGACCAUCCUGCUCAUGACAAUCAGACGGCAGAGUACCGUUUGAUGGUGGUGACUAGUGAACACCAACUGGUUGAGUUCGACGCAUCGAAAGGAAAGCUAUCUGAAUGGUCAAGGCGGAACCCCAAGGCAUAUCUCCCGGCUGAAUUUACUGGUGUCAAAGACCGAGCUAUGGGAGCUGUCUGGGACGUUCAUGAUGGGCGUGAACGUCUUUGGCUCUACGGCACAUCCUGGCUGUGGAUGUUCGAUCUGACGCAGGACUUCCCCUCAGAGAAGCUCGAUGACCAUGAAGAUGGCCAGGGUAGCACGGAUCUGGUCAAAGCUGCAUCGCACAAGAGAAAACGGGAUUUGGAAGAGGACGAAGCAUUUGAAAGGAAAAAGCAAAACAGUGGUGCUGGAGACCGGAUUCCCCGUUCACAGGCUGACGUCUCCAUGGGCACCAAAGUACGCAAGAUUGACGGCCGUGACGAGGCCCAAGGGGAGUGGAUUUCGCUCGAGAAGAGAAAUCGACGUGGUGACGACGGAGACGACUACGAGCAUGACGAAGAGUUCAUCGCCGAGAGUGAAGCAAAUCUAGCUCGCCUGCGCCGCGGUUCUCGACAGGAAGAGAACGGUGCUGAUCUCUCGAAGCGCCUUCUGAAUGGUACAGCAAACGGUGAUACUCCUACGCCGAAGAAAAAGGCCCAAGCCCGUUUUGAUUCCCCCUCGCAGCAACAGCUCGUGCAGGUUGAUAAUGAUGGACAUCCGCAGCCACCACGCCGAUGGUGGCAUACAUACAAGUACCGAGAUCUGCUUGGUGUUGUCCCACUUCAAAGAUCCGGGGGAGAUGAAGAUGAAGAUGAGGACGCAGAAGAUGAUCAAGGUCUUCUCGAGGUUGCAGUUGUGGAGCGACCGAUGUGGGAUGUGGAUUUGCCCGGUCGUUUCAAGGACUGGUUUUUCAUGCAUUCUCUUUGUGAUCCAAAACCAGCUCGUCUCUUCCAACACACCCCCAGGGCUGCAUUGAUAUCUUCCAUCAUCUUCCCGGACAUAGUCUCCGCCACUUUUCGCUGUAAAACGGAUCCAGAUCUUCUUGAUGGAGAGCCAUUCUUAACCGGAGUCGGUGGCUACAUCGCUCGUCAUAGUCCAGUAUCUGCUCCGUCAGAUCCCAACAGGCGCUGGGAUGAUACUACUUAUGAAUACACGCAGGAAGAUGUCUUCCCACCGUUGAUCGGGGUUCCCAGACAGCCACGUCCUGGAUUCAUUCUCCAUGAAACAUGCUGGGAAUUGCUCCAGAAGAUGCUGAGCCCAUCCCCAGUACCAGUGGAGCGGCUCUAUAGCAUAUGCCUUUCAUGUCCUGCUCAUAAGAAGGGUUGGUUGGACUGGGGUCACGACUAUGGACGACUAAUGGAUCGCCUUCCCUUGGAUCGCUAUCCUUGGGAAGAUGUCUAUGUUGUCGGAUACGUGAAGCGGUAUCUGGGCGACGAGGACUCACCACUGACGUAUUUCAAAUCUGAACCUCUACACGUCCCUGAACUCCAACAAGCCCUUGUGGACUCCCGUGAGCGACAAGAGAAAUCUAGCCCCAACCCAAUUUCUCCUGUCUUCCAGGGAGAGCCUGAUUGCUUUCAACAGCUACCACAGGAACUACUUGAACAUAUCCAGAUGCUCCUACCGUCGUGCAGCGUGUCCAGUCUGAGAACAGUCUCCAGGUCUUUCGCCAGUCUUCCCCUGAGUCAAGCGUUCUGGGCCUCUAGGUUUGAACGAUCUCAAGAACGCGGAUUCGUAUACGAAGCGACAGAUCCGGUAUGCAGUGAUAUUUUGGAGCAGAGAGCUCGUGACUGGAAGAUCCUCUACCAAAAGACUGCAUUGAACGCCGCAUCCUCGCGAGAAAUGAUGAACAGGAAGAGAAUCUGGGAAUCUACUAGAGACUUGGUGGACCUCCUUCUUCAGAGGCCUCUUACAGGCCCAGGUCUAGAAAGAAGCAAACACGGAAUUCGGGGAGAAAUGCCCCAGGGUAAAGACGUCUGGAGGGCAGCAGGCGGUGACUUUCUUCCGCGGUCACAAGGUCAUUCUCCUUCUGGAAUGCCUUGCAGAGCCAUAUUUGAGCAGGACGUGACGAUCCCUGAGAGUUUAUACCAGAUAAAGGUCUCGAUAUGUGCCUUUAGCGGAAAGCGGUACAUUUGCGGCCUACGAUUGAUUUCAGCCGACGAAGACGACGUGCUACUGGGCUAUGUACUGCCCAACUCGGAGACACAGAUAGACAUCCGACAAUUAAACGGAAGGUUGAAUGGCUUCAUUCUCGCAAUUGGACCGAGAGGUAUCCAUGCCUUGCGAGUGGUAACUACGGCAGGAAAUAUCUCGAGUUGGGUGGGCAGUCCAGAUGGUCUACCCCAAACUACCCGACUUUGCAUGAGAAAGCCACUCAACUCCUUGAGAGCUUUCUUUGACGGCUUCAAGAUGGUCUCAUUGGCCGUCCCGACUGCGAGCGAGCCUCUUUUCGGAGACGACCCAGUGCAUGAGCAUCUCCCACUCCGAUCCACUGGCCUCUGGUACCCGAGUGUUCCAGCAGAGCAUCUCGAACUCCACGAAGCAUCCUUCGCAGGGAGAAGCGUCUCCCUUUACGAAUAUCGACCCAUUAUCCAUGUGAUGUUUGGCGGGCCUAACGGCCAAUACCUGAAAUACCUAACCAAGAUAUCGGUAACAGUAUCAAAAGCAGCCAUUGUAGGAAUCGAUUUCUACUACACAGAAGACGCUCCAUUGAGAUCUCUACGAGCCUGCCAUUCGACUGCUAGCGGCGAUGAUUCUGUCAAGACACCAUUUUCAAUCGACGGUCCAGGCGGAGAGCGCCUGACAGGAAUCCAAGUGGAUGGAGAUUUCUUUCUCAGCUCUUCUGGUUCGGGAUCGUAUAGAUAUGGCGCCAUAACCUCUCUAAAGGUCACCACAAACCGCAACCGCUCCUUUAUCUUCCAACCUAGCGCGAUCCCUCUCCUCAGACUCCCCUCCGGUCCACACGUCCGUCAAAGACCAAAAAAAAUCGAAAUAGCAAGCGGAAAAACCAUCACUGGAAUCUACUUCAUGCACUCGUUAAUAAGGGGCUUUGAUAUGCAGGAUCCCGCUUUCGGCAUGAUAAGCCUAAGUCCUAUCUCUGAGGAUCUGAACAGAGAAUCAUCAUCUUCUUCUUCUUCAGAGAAAGAUCUCGAGUCUACUCUUGCGGAGAUGAUGAAGAAAUAG
Paecilomyces variotii is the source of this 5175-nucleotide messenger RNA. Its product is annotated as WD40-repeat-containing domain protein. The coding region runs from base 1 to 5175 and encodes 1724 amino acids. Gene Ontology annotation, cellular component: small-subunit processome; t-UTP complex; 90S preribosome. The record is from RefSeq and is a predicted model, not a curated record. Lineage: Eukaryota; Fungi; Ascomycota; Eurotiomycetes; Eurotiales; Thermoascaceae. The transcript is spliced from 9 exons. Gene Ontology annotation, molecular function: protein binding; RNA binding. Gene Ontology annotation, biological process: maturation of SSU-rRNA from tricistronic rRNA transcript (SSU-rRNA, 5.8S rRNA, LSU-rRNA).